This is a messenger RNA of Ogataea polymorpha, 1408 nucleotides long. RefSeq lists its product as uncharacterized. The record is from RefSeq and is a predicted model, not a curated record. NCBI's taxonomy places the organism in Eukaryota, Fungi, Ascomycota, Pichiomycetes, Pichiales, Pichiaceae. Gene Ontology annotation, biological process: mitochondrial electron transport, cytochrome c to oxygen. The transcript has a single exon. The coding region runs from base 55 to 825 and encodes 256 amino acids.
CGGUUUUAUUCCACGAGCCAGGCCGGCGCCGAUGCGAAAACCAAAGUGGCUGGCAUGAUGCCAGAUGCCAAACUGCUCAACGAGAAACUCAAACAGGAGCGGGAUCUGCGGCGAGAAAGAAACAAGCUCGCUCUUUCCUCAAUUAAGGACAUCUUUGCAAUAUUUUCUCCUACCGCAGGAGACGACGACGAGUUUGACACUGCAAACUUCGAUCCCAUGCCCGUGUACAAGAACCCGGAAACGUAUCUGAAACUGCCUCUACCAAAACAGCAUCACAUUCUGGAGGAGCUCGAGGACAAGUUCAAACGCAAAUGGACGAGAAUCGACAAAGACAGGAAACGGUUCAUUUAUUGGCUGGCAUAUGGACCCCAUGGGCCUCGUGAGGGGUUUGUCACAGAGCAUAGGAAGACUGUGGUUCCAGAGAAGAAAAAAGCGGAUACUCUUCUUGAUCAAAUUAUUGCAGAAACAGAGUCACAGAAAUAUAAAGUGGAGGUCGAUGAGUACGUGCCGCCAGAUCUGCCGUUCCGCACGCCGUCGGUCCUCAAAUCUGUGAACCCAGCCAGAGACACGAUUGCAUCCCCACUACCGCCUCGCGACCCGCGUCUCUUCGGUCCCAAGAGACUCGAACAGAACAAAAAGGACAGGAAAAUGAACCCGUACAGCCAAUUUGUCCUGGGAUUCCUUAUGGUGCUCACUUUUCUCAACUACCGCAAAGACAGAGAGGUGAACAGCACCGGAAAGGUGCCAGACUACGAGUAUUUGCAAAACGAUAACCUUUUGCAGAUAGACGACCUUAGUAAAAAACUCGCCCAGGCGGUCAAAUAGACAUGACUUGUGCUCUCUAACGAACUAUAUGCUAUUAUGGUCGCUACUCUUUGUUGUCCGCCUCUCCCUUUUCCAUACCGUCCUCGUCGUCCUCGUCGUCUUCGUCCUCGUCGUCGUCGUCGUCGCCUACAUCCAUCAUGUCUUCUGUCCAGCUCUUCUCAACAGUCUGUCUAACUCGUUUGAUGUACUGGCUGCGGUGGUCUUUGUACAGGUUGGCGGCCUCCACGUUGGCCGGCGAACUGAUAUUCGGAUCGUUGAGGAGCGACUGGAUCGACGUCAAGAUCGAGGCAACGUCGUAGGUCGGCGACCAUCUGUUCUGCAAGAUAUCUAAGCACAAUUCCCCGGACCCGUAGACAUUUGGAUGGAACAUCUCAGACGUGAACCGCACAUUAGGUGGUUUAUUAGGGUAUUGCUCAUCAAAUGUUAGUCGCAGUCUGAACGUACCGUCCUCGUACGGGGUAUCUUGCGGACCGAUAAUGAUUCCGUUCCAAAUCAUCACAUUGUCAGCUAAAGGAGAUGCAGACACACCUCCAGCGGAGUCCUGCUGGAUCCGCUUGAAAUCCCUCAUCAGUCUUCUUCUCGC